Molecule: messenger RNA, 1296 nt
Organism: Sphenostylis stenocarpa
Lineage: Eukaryota; Viridiplantae; Streptophyta; Magnoliopsida; Fabales; Fabaceae
Source: the annotation of a GenBank genome assembly
AUGCAGGUCAUGGCCUCUGGACUUCUUUUCACUCUGCAUAAUGUGUCUUCUUCUUCUUUUGUCUCAACCACUAAACGUUGCUUAGGCCUAUGUUGUCUCUGGAAUCGAAAGUUAAGUGGAAUUGGUGCUUCUGCUGCUACUGAUGUAGAGCCUAGUAAACCACCAGUGCAAAUUGAUCAUAAUCAGCUUCUGAUUGAUGGCCAGUUUGUUGAUGCAGUUUCUGGAAAAACUUUUGCAACCAUUGAUCCAAGGACUGGAGAUACAAUUGCCAAUGUGGCCGAAGCGGACGUUGAAGAUGUAGAUCGAGCUGUCCGUGCUGCUCGCAAGGCUUUUGAUGAGGGACCAUGGCCAAAGAUGACAGCUUAUGAAAGAUCACGAAUUAUUUUGCGUUGUGCUGAUAUAUUGGAGAAACACAAUGAUGAAGUUGCAGCAAUUGAAACAUGGGAUAAUGGGAAGACUUAUGAACAGGCUGCAAAUGUUGAAAUACCUAUGGUGGUACGCUUGUUCCGAUAUUAUGCAGGUUGGGCAGAUAAAAUUCAUGGUUUAACAGUUCCAGCUGAUGGAUCACACCAUGUCCAAACUUUGCAUGAACCCAUUGGUGUAGCAGGGCAGAUUGUUCCUUGGAAUUUCCCACUUCUUAUUUUUUCAUGGAAGGUUGCACCUGCAUUAGCUUGUGGUAAUGCAGUUGUAAUGAAAACUGCAGAACAAACACCACUUUCUGCCCUUUUUGUGUCAAAGCUAUUUCAUGAGGCAGGACUUCCUCCUGGAGUUCUGAAUGUUAUCAGUGGCUUUGGUCCUACUGCUGGGGCAGCUCUGUGUACUCAUAUGGAUGUUGACAAGCUUGCUUUCACAGGAUCCACUGCCACAGGUAGACGUGUACUAGAACUCUCUGCACGCAGUAACCUGAAGCCGGUAACACUGGAGCUGGGUGGGAAAUCUCCAUUCAUUGUGUGCAGAGAUGCUGAAAUUGAUGCAGCUGUUGAGGCUGCACAUGCUGCAUUAUUCUUUAAUCAGGGGCAAUGUUGUUGUGCUGGUUCUCGCACAUUUGUUCAUGAAAGCAUAUAUGAUGAAUUUGUGGAAAAGGCUAAAGCUCGUGCUAUUAAACGUGUAGUUGGAGACCCUUUCAAAAGUGGGGUUGACCAGGGUCCUCAGAUUGAUUCUGCUCAAUUCGAGAAGAUCCUGAAAUACAUAAGAUCAGGCAUUGAAAGUGGUGCUACACUAGAAUCUGGUGGUCAAAGAGUUGGCUCAAAAGGCUACUACAUCCAACCAACUGUUUUCUCAAAUGUUCAGGCAUGA